AUGGCCGCCCUAACCACUAUUCCGAAUACUCCCCUCUCUCAUAUACCUGUCAACGAUGAAGAUACCAACACAAUUGAGGAAAAGAGGCUGCCGGGCGGGGCAUGCAAUUACACAAAUUUGAGCGCUGGCGGGGGAGGACCUGCACCCCGGUGUGGAUGUAGGAGGUUUUGGGACAAAUCAUUGGGGUAUGCGGAUGGGAAAGGUUCCUCCGUCAAGUCAGGAUUCUGCAUGUGUGAGCAUCAUGCUUGUUUCCACGACCAUGAAUCGGUAGGAGCAUACAAAGGGAAGGCAUCAAGCGAUGGAGUGUCUUUCGAGGGUAUAUCAACUGCGAAGUUACCAUCAACCCCUCAACAAGCGCACAAGGUGGGUCUGCCAGAGAUAGACCCUAUUCUGGAUAGGAGUGAUAGCAGACAGUCUCUACGGAAUUCCACGAUCCCAGAUACGCUCCAAUGGAGUCGAUACAUACAUUCUGGCUCGCCUGAAGGUAUGCCGCCGAUUCCAUCGCAAUGUCUACUUCCAUCCGAUAAUGGUUCUGGGACCUCCGGUAGCCAAUCAAGGUACCAUCGACCCUUUGGCGGACUAGGACUUGGAACGUUGAGCCACAUCACGAAGCCUGUUCCUGGCAAGGCCCCUGAGUCAAGGACCGGUGAGCAAGUACAAGAUAAUCCUCGAGCUUUGCAACUUUAUGAAGAUGUAAAUGGAAAUCAAUAUGUGCAGAGCGUUACGGAAGUUGCAACACCGAGUGUGUGUCAUUCCCAGGACCAAGAUCUUUCAAGAGUGAGUAAGGUUCAUGAAACCAUCAAGGAUACUCUAGAGAGAAUUGUUGAAGAGGCUCCUGAAGUAUCUUCCCGACCUUUCGUUAAAGCGUCCGGCUCCCAGUCUCAACUGAAGCAUCGAAAUUCAUAUCCCGGAAUGGACUCAGCGACAGUGGACAAUGAACCUGAUAAUCAACUAGCUCCUAAGCUUCGAAACAUCGUGAAUCACUUUUCUAAUUAUCCAAACGCCGUCAAGGAUCAUGAACGACGCUUGGAACUGCUAGAGAACAGCUCAUUCUCCAACCCUGGCGCUGAGGUUUGUUAUGAAGUUAUGGAUGUUCGAGUCAUCGAACUUGAAGCCAGGAUGAGGGAAUUAGAGGAUGCACAGGCUGUCCAGAACGAUGCCAGUAGCGUCAGAAGUCGACACCAUGUGGCGAGUUCCAUCGAUUCCAGAAUAUCCACAACCUCAUCGGCGAUGAUCGCCGCCGCCAUGGACCAGAUGGGUUGUUCGCGAAUCGAGGCUGUGGAAGCACGAGUUGCAGAGUUGGAAGCUUCAUCCCUCCCAUCUCGUACACGCCCAUGGGACGUCGAGGUCGUCUUCCUUCCCUUCGGACCGGAGUUGAUGGGUGUCUGGUCAUCCCAAUUUGGCACGAGUCAACGAUCGAGAGGUAACAGCAUGGUCGCCGAUGAUUGGACACAGACUCAAAGCAUCUCCAUGGAUGCAGCUCAAGCUUGUCUCGCCGUUCGGAACGGGAGAUCAGCAUGGGAAAGGUCAGCCUCGAAUCUUGCAGCCGAUGAAGACUGCAUCUGGCAAAUGGCUAGGGGCUGUGGUCGUCAAAGUAAAGUCGAUGAACGACUUCGAAGCAGAGGACUAGUCAAAGUGGUUCAGAUAAAUGGCCCUACUGCGAGAGAUGUCCAAACUGCUAUAAUGGCCGCCUUUGGCGACCUGCCGGGGACACUCCUCGAAGAUCCUUUUACGGAGCACGAGAACAGUGGAACAAUACCCGACUCUUUACGAAAAUAUAUUGGUCUACAAGCUGCUUGGAUUCCGCUACGGAAGCUUCAUAAGGAUUCUUGUCUUCGUUUUCUCAGCACCUCAGAAAUGAUUACUCCCGCUCUAUGGACUGUACAAUUCCUUAACUCAAGUGUCGCCAUGCGUACAUCUGGAACGAGACGCCUAUAUGUCACUCAACGGGACAGCUACAUUCAGCACCUCGGCAGUGAUACUGCAGACUGGACUUGGCAAAAAUUGCGACAACUACCUCGAGUCUAUCCCGAUGAGCAUAAUGUUAAUCAUACACCGGAGGCAGACGCACACGAACCUUGCUGGGAGUUCGAUCAACGCCUAGAUCCAUUACCUCAAAGCAUCCACUCAUCUUUCGCAUCCCAGAUCUCGUCCUUAAGCAUCCGCUCAGUUGCCCCCGAGGAAGAACCUGAACCGGAGCCAGCAUCGCCUUCUGAUCACUUUUCUUCCGCGGAAGCCUCUCGCAAUGCAUCGACAACACCUACCUCUAUCGCACCUCCUUCAGGACGCUGUUUUUCUCCUCUGAAACAACGCACUUUGCUCAGACCCAUUCAUGCCCGCACGACUUCCAUGCCGACGCUUAUCCCCACGAAAUCCUCGCCUUCGCAAACAAGCAAGCGCCGAAUUGCCUCCUUUGAUGUCGAAACUCAAUCAUCACCAACCCACGCUACUUCAUCAUCAGCAAUGAACCUGACUCUCAAACGCCGUCGUAUCUCUCGCUCACCGAGUCGGCCACGUGAUACUCCUCGCUGGAGUGUGGGUCCACCCAGUCCUUACACGUUUGACGAAAUUGCAGAGGCCAACAAAAGGGGUACAACGCCUUUCGCCUAUGCAACUCCACAUAGCAAUGCACCAUAUGUCGAUACGCGGCCACGAGAUGAUGCAGAUAUUGAUAUAUAUCAAGACGAAGACGAAGACGAUCAAGAUGGCCAAGAUCUGGGAAGCGCAACCGAUGAGUUCAAUCUCGAGGCUGAAGAGAGCCAAGGCUGGGAGCGGAACGCUUUAAGCGAUUACGAACCCGAAUCCGAAGAUGACGCUGAAGCAAACCAGUUGGACGAUGAGUGGGAGGGUGUGCAGGAUGCUGAUGAAAGCGUGGUCUAUGAGUCAAUUCACACUGGCAAGACUAGCCUCAGGCAGCCGACAGACGAGGACGAGGACGAAGAUGCUCUGAGCGAUGCACCUUCCGAGUAUCCGAGCACGCAACAAGGUUUGUACGCAGGGUCGAAGAAGGAAUUCAAAAUUCAUGUUGAUGAGGAGGUCGAUGUAGCUGUUUAG
This is a messenger RNA of Lachnellula hyalina, 3054 nucleotides long. RefSeq lists its product as uncharacterized. The record is from RefSeq and is a predicted model, not a curated record. NCBI's taxonomy places the organism in Eukaryota, Fungi, Ascomycota, Leotiomycetes, Helotiales, Lachnaceae. Bases 1 to 3054 code for a protein of 1017 amino acids. The transcript has a single exon.